UCCGUAACUUGACUGCCGGGACGGAGGAGAUCUGCAGGACUUUAACAAAGUUUCCCCGCUGUUGAGUUGGCAGAUUGACUGUAAAGAUGUUUCCCGGAGCGCUCACCGUGUUAUUAGCUUUAUUCAGCUUCACUGAGAGCAAACAGAAAGACUUUUAUUCUUUUAAAGUAGUGAACAGCAGGGGGAAGUUAGUGUCCCUGGAAAAGUACCGGGGUUCGGUGUCCCUGGUGGUGAAUGUAGCCAGUGAAUGUGGCUUCACUGAUGAACACUACAAAGACCUGCAGCAGCUCCAGCGGGACUUCGGGCCGUAUCACUUCAAUGUGCUGGCCUUCCCCUGCAACCAGUUUGGGCAGCAGGAGCCCGGCAGCGACAAGGAGAUUGACAGCUUUGUGCGCAGAGUAUACCAAGUCUCCUUCCCUCUGUUCAGUAAAAUCGCUGUUGUCGGAACUGGAACCAACAAUGUCUACAAGUACCUUGUUGAGUCUUCAGGAAAGGAGCCUGAUUGGAAUUUCUGGAAGUAUCUAAUUGAUGUAAAUGGCAAAGUGGUGGACGCAUGGGGACCAAAAGUUUCUGUCAAAGAAAUCCGACCCAAAAUAGCUGAAAUGGUGCGGCAGAUAAUCCUAAAGAAGAAAGAAGAGCUUUAACCCUCCUAAGACUCUUUACUACGCAGUUUUCUGUAGUAUAUUUACAUUUAUUGGUACCUGAACCAAAGAGAUAAACUGAAUACGUGUGUUUUGCUCGUGCAACUGACCAUGUAAGAAAAAAUCAUUCAAUUCAAGUCAGAUAAUGAAAGCUGUGUUGUACAUGCUAACUGAAGGCACUGAUGAAACAGUUAAAUUUCAGAUUUUAUAUCAGGUGUAAGCCAUUUGAAAAGUCAUGCUGAUUAUGUGUUUGGUUUUUUAUUCUUUUUGAUUUGUGGAAUAAACCAUUACUGUAAUGAGAGCAA
This is a messenger RNA of Micropterus salmoides (largemouth bass), 946 nucleotides long. It is a transcript of the gene gpx7, whose product is annotated as glutathione peroxidase 7. The coding region runs from base 87 to 644 and encodes 185 amino acids. The record is from RefSeq and is a predicted model, not a curated record. Gene Ontology annotation, biological process: response to oxidative stress. Gene Ontology annotation, molecular function: glutathione peroxidase activity. The transcript is spliced from 3 exons. NCBI's taxonomy places the organism in Eukaryota, Metazoa, Chordata, Actinopteri, Centrarchiformes, Centrarchidae.